This is a messenger RNA of Cinara cedri, 3648 nucleotides long. Lineage: Eukaryota; Metazoa; Arthropoda; Insecta; Hemiptera; Aphididae. The record is from the annotation of a GenBank genome assembly.
AGUCACCAGUCAUAGCAGCAUGUAUAUGCUUGACGACUGUUAAAAAUCACUGUUAGCCAUGAGUUAGUCCGGGUCUAUGCAAUUUUCUCAGAAAUUAAUACAAUUUUAAAAUCUAAUUUUUUAUUAGUAGUCUUCUCAUCCAAAUAGUUAUAUUAUUUUAUUAAGCCUAUCCAGAAAAAUAUUUCUUGUUAGUCACCAUAUUCCUUUAGUAAGGUAAUUGUGUCGUUUAUUCCAAGCAGGCAGGUACUGAUAAGAACCGUUUAUUUUAUUAGUGAUAUAAACGAGUUUUUUUUUUUACUGUGGUUAUAAUUUCUUAUAGUUAAUAUUUAAGUUAGAUAAAAAUGAAAAUAAUAUGUUAAAAUAAAAUAAUUCGUUUCGUACAUACUCAUUUCAAAUUUUUUUCAUUGCAAAUUCAAAAUGAGUGCAAAAGAAGUAACUGCAGCUCCAGAGAAAAAGAAAAAAGAGAGUAUAUUAGAUUUAACAAGGUUAGUUAAAUUAGUUUAGCUAAACCUAAAAACUUAAUUGUAUCUAAAAAAAUUUAAGAUAUUAAAAUUAAUAUUUGUUCUUAUAUAUUUACAGAUACUUAGAAAAAGCCAUUAGGGUGAAAUUUUCUGGAGGUCGAGAAGUAUCUGGAAUUCUUAAGGGAUUUGAUCCAUUAGUCAAUCUAGUAUUGGAUAAUACUCUUGAAUAUUUACGAGACCCUGAUGAACCUAUGAAGUUAACAGAAGAUACAAGGACAUUAGGUUUAGUUGUUUGUCGAGGCACAUCAAUUGUAUUAAUUUGUCCAGUUGAUGGUAUGGAAGCAAUUGCCAAUCCUUUUGUUCAACAAGACUAAUAUUUUAAAUGAAUGGUUAUGUACCUACCUAUAAUUUUAUGAAUUCACUAAUGGAAAAAAUGCAUGCCUCAUAGAUUAAGUUUUGUUUUAUCACUAAAUAUUAUGUUUUUUUAAAUAAUUAAUGUAAUGAAAUUUACUAUUUUAUAUCAAUAAUUGAUUAAAGCCCAAUAAAAACCUUUUUUUAUAAAUAAUACAAUUAUAACUAAUGUUAAAUGCAAAUUCAGUGUACAUUAUGUUUUUAAUAUGUACAAAUUACAAACAUACAUAGGUAUAUUUAAUUUUAUUAAACACUAUACAAUAUUUAAUCAUUCAUAAAAAAAAUAUCUAAAUAUCUAUGUAUAUUAAAAAAAAAACAGCAGUAAAUAACAAAAUGUUGCACAUGGAUUUAUGAAAUUGAUGUAUAAUUUUAUCACCUACACAAUGAAUUUUUAAUAGAUAUAUCUUGUGUCCUAAAUUUAUAUUGAGACUAUUUUGUAUAUCAAUUAAUAAAAUGUAAAAUAAUUUUGAUACCAAGUAAACUUCACUCACUCAUUCCUUUAGUUUCCUAUCUUUCUUUUUAUCAAUUCUUUUCAAGAGCCCAAUCUACCAAUUAAGUAUUAUAAUCUAUUUUGAAACAAUAAAUUAAUUAUAACCAUUAAAGAUUAUUGAUUAAUCAAAUCAUUACAAAUGCAAUUAUUGAGUAAUUUUCUUAAGUCUUUCCAUAUUAUUUUGUUUAUGUUGUUAAUUUUAUUAAUAUGUUAAUAUUAAGUACAAAUUAAUUGAUGAAAUAUGUAAAUACUGUUAAUGCAAUUUUCACUGUUUUGAGGGAGAUAACAUAAUUUUAAAUAUUUCAAAUUAGAAAUGUUGUAAAUAUAAAUAUUCAACAUUGAAGAUAUUUUCUUAACUAACGCCAAUUUUUUAUACUAGUAUAAUAUAUUAUAAAAUAAUUAAUAGUUGGUAUCAUUCUUUAAAGAUUACAGUUUAGUAAGAACCAUUAAUUUAAAUACUGUAUUGUAUACCUAUUCACUUUUUAUGUGCAAUUAAUAGAAUGAUUUGUUAUUUAGAUCAACGAACUUGACAAUCUCCUUUUUUAAAGUCUUAGAACAAUUUCAAAAAUAUCAUGUUCACGUUCAAAUUUUACGUUUAUCAUUAAAUUAUAGAAAAUUAUUAAUAAAAAAAUAAUAAUACUUACUUUAAUUUCUAACAGUAACUAUAAUAGUGUGUACAUAUUUAUGUUAGUGUUUAAAAUAUGUUGUCAAUCAUUGAGAUAUAAUUAAAAAUACAAUAUUGAUGGUUUUUAUAAAAUAACCUAUUAAUACAUAUUGUAUAGGCUAUACAAUCAAAUUAUGUGUCAUAAUUUUUUUUUUUAAUUUUCAAAUUUAAACCGAGGAUAUGGUAUACCAAUGGAAUUUACAAUAUUUAUAUUUCACUAUCUUCAUCUACAUUAAUAUUACAUAAAUUUAUGUUUACACAUAUUACAUACAUUUAAGAAAAAAAUCACACAUCAAAACUACACAAGAUUUUGUCAAUAGAAAAAACGUGCACCGAUUACCCAUAAUUUGUAUAUACUAAAUUGUAGUUUAGCUAUAAAAUAAUGUCUGAUUAACUAUUAUCAAUGAGAAAAGUGUACACAAAUAUAGAUUAUUAGUUUUGUUUUAAAAACAACAUAAUGCCAACAUCAUACUAUUAUUAUAUAAAUGCUUGUAAUAGUGCAAAUUUCACAUCAAUUUCAUAAUUUAAACUAUAUUCAACUAUGCUAUUUUAUUACAAUAAAAUGUAUAACAAUUGUUUAUAUGUAUAACAUAAAUACAAAUAUAGUUUGUAUUAGGUAUAAUAAUUUGUGAUAAACAUAUUUUAAAAAAAAAUAAAAUAUUCUUAUACUCAAUCAAAAUAAAUAAGUUAUGUUUGUAAAAUAGAAUUUUAAUAAAAACACGAUCCAAGAGUAUAAAAAUUAUUUUAGGAAACAAUUACUAGCGCCUCCAAGAAUUUUUAUCUCUUCGAUCACCUGAUUUUUUAAACCUUUUCUUCUUGGGCUCAUUUUUAGAACUACCACUGAGCCAAAACCCAGAUGAUUUUUUUUCAUUUUUGGUAUAAGGCAUUUUUGGAGGAGGUGGUGGCGGUUGGUAGACUGAAUUGUAUGAAAACUUGGACUGAUUAUAAUUGUUAUAUUUACUUUGGUCCAUGGUCAUUGGUGGAGGAGGUGGUGGUGGUGGUUGUUGAGAUCCAUAUUGAUUUGGAUAAACAUCUGAUAUAUAGCCAGGUGGAGGGUAUGCAUAAGGCAUAGGUGCAACAUAAUUCAUAGGUGCUCUAUAUGGGGUGGGAAAACUAGGUGGAGGUAAACUUCUUUCGGGUUUACAAGGUGAUGAAAAUUCCUCUUCAGGUAUUGGAUGUUCAACUGAAGUUACAGAAGAAAUUCGUUGGCGAGGAUCUCUACAUUUCUUUUCACUAUCUGCAGCAGCUUUAGAAAUAUCUUCAUCAGUUGAAUUCAGAUCUUUUGUAUUUAUAGAUGAAAGUAUAUCUUUGAUAUUACUAGGCAAGUGAAUUUUAGUUGUCAAUGGGGUUAGCUCACUUGUAGGACUAUACACUUCUUCGUCAGAAUCCAAUGACUACAAACAAAUUAAAAUUAUCAUAAUUAUUAUUAUAUUAAAUUUGUAACAAAAACUUAAUUUAUGUAAAUAAUAACAAAUAUUUCUAAAUGUAACAUAAACAAGUAAAAUAAGUUAAAAUUUUAAUAAUUUAUACUACAUACAAUAUGAGGCAUUCUAAACAAAACUUAGGAAGAUUUAACCUAACCUCAUGUCUGAUGUGCACUGGGACAACAGGUGAGAUGAUAG